This is a messenger RNA of Folsomia candida, 5209 nucleotides long. Its product is annotated as mucin-5AC. The transcript is spliced from 8 exons. NCBI's taxonomy places the organism in Eukaryota, Metazoa, Arthropoda, Collembola, Entomobryomorpha, Isotomidae. The record is from RefSeq and is a predicted model, not a curated record. Bases 193 to 4110 code for a protein of 1305 amino acids.
AUCGCAGCAGACGGUCCAGUCUCCUUCCUCGCUCACCAGUUGCCCCGACGACGACCCGGCAAAAGUGCUUGGCACCUUUUUCAUCUAUCUUUUUGACUGCAUGUGUUCGAAUAUUUUUGUACAAAAAAUAAAUAGAAAUAUAAAGUAAAAGACAUGCCUGUGAAAUAAUAAUUAAGUUUUGGUGUAAAUAAAAUGUGGCUGUUCGGAAUUGGGAGAAAGCAGGACAGCAGCACGAGUCAACCUGUCCAACGUGAAAUUUCUAUCCGGACCAGAGACGGGAUUGACGAGCAAGGCGAAUCCGUGACCUUAUUGGGGGAGACGAGAAGUAAUGGUUAUGUGACCACUACAACUACCACUUCGAGACUUGUUUCGUCAUUCAGACAAACUCUGAACAAUUCCUUUUCGGGGUUUCUAUUCCGUGGGGACAGCUCUUCCGCAGGCGGAAGGGGAUGGUCUCUUCCUGAUGAUGAAAGUGUUUUGGGUGGAAAUGAUGGGAACUUAAAUGACGAUGGUGCCAACCAGGAGGAUGAAGAUAAUUCGGACUCUGAUUCAAAAUCUACGAGUUCUUCGUUGUCCGGGACGAAAAACAGUGGGAAUCGGGAAGGAACUAAUAAUGGGAGAAUUAGAAAUAGAUCUUAUUUGUCGUAUAAUCGAGAACCGUUGGAUGUUCGAGUAUGGUCCAGCGUCACCAGUCCCGGAUUUACGAGCAGAGCGGUGCAACAAGCCAACGGAAACGGAGUGGAGGACGUGGCUUCAAAAAAUCUGAGAACGUUUACUGGAGGUCCAACCAUCAACCGAGCCUCAAUGAACAGAUCGCCAAACUUAAGCCUGCGAUUGGGAGAACUACCGACUUCAACCUCGCCAAGAAGGAAGACAUCUGCCAUGAUCAAUUUCCCGUCGCCGAAUAAAAGCAGUUUUUCUUUCAAUCGAUUCUCCCGAGUUCAUAAAAGGGACGUGAAUGGAGCCGGGACUAUUUUCGUCAAGCUAGCCCCCGUCGAUUUAAAAGGGCUUCCCGUUGCUCCUAUCCAAAAUAGUGGCCUCUAUUCCUACAAUAAUUAUUUCGAUUGGGAUGACCAGCAGCAAUACGGUAGUUACGGUCCCUCAAUGGGAAUACUAGGAGGAGAAAUUCGUUCAAAUUCCCCUACAUCGCCUGGGUUAGGUGGGAUUCCCUUAGCACAAAGGUUUAGUCGGCUUGGGUGGCCUGAUAAAUAUCCUUAUCCAGGAACAAGUAACGGACCUGAACCACCUUCAACUGGAUAUAUGGGAACGUAUCCUAUACAUCCUAGUAUUCUUGAUGCUGGUGUUAUGCACAAUCGAAAGAGGGGUCGAGAUCUUGACGGCAGCGUUCAUUCUUCUACAAUAGCAGACCCAAUUGAUAAUCGGGCCGGACCUUCAAAUUCAACUCCAAAAUCCUUCACGAGUUCUGGAAACCAAAAUAAGUUUACAAAAAAAGUAAAAUACUUGACCGGGCAAGACAUUGGGCAUCCCUCGAAUCGCUUCUUCUUAAAUUAUGACGUAUACCGCGAUCCGCCUACUGGAAAUAACCUCAUGACUUCGAAAUCCAUCCUGGAACAAACGAAUCAAAAAGAGAAGCGCUUUUUUCCUGACGUCAGUCCAAUAACGUCGGCUGCAAAGAGGACAAAGUUAUCCACCAACACCCCAUUGAGUGGAAUUCGUAAAAGGAAAGUGGGUGAAAACGGGAUCAGCAUAGUAGAAGUAGAAGAUAACGAAACUGCUCAAGAUCCUAAAUCGAAAACUGGGAAAUUUUGUCAUUGUAACGAGUGCUAUGCGGAAGCGGCUGGAAUUUCCACGCAGAAUAAUAAUGUUAUACUUGCAUCCCCACCAAAAUCGUCAGCUCAACUGCCAAGAAAGACUGUAACUUUUGAAGCGUCUCCUUCUUCUAAAAUGAAUACUUCUUCCGUUCUCCCGACUUAUGACCACAUGGAGAUGACCACGCCGGAAAUUAUUAUACGUAGGGCUACCCAGCCGACACUCAUUACAAAGGAGAAGUAUGAUUAUGAUCGAAAAAAACGUAUUGAAAGAUUUAAGCGAAUUUUGGGAUUAGAACCGACUAAACCAGCAGAAGACGAUCAACAACCUAUGGAUGAGAUGGACGGCAAUGCUAAUAAAAUUUCACCGCUGCCAACCCUGGAAGCUAUUCCACCUACACCUGCGACAUCCACGAUUUCAUUGUCGCAACUAGUCACAGGAGCCACGACCACAUUAACUUAUACAGCCAGCAAUAAUGAUUAUGCAUCAUCGUCUACCAUCGUCAGCGAAGCGCCCAAGGUCACAUUUGGUGCAGCAAAUUUAAUCCCGGCUUCUAACUCGGUUGGCGGGACAUCAGCGGAUGCUUUUGAUGCCAAAUCAAUCCAAUUUAUACAGCCAAAACUCGACACAAAGACUACAGAGUUGAUAAAAAAUGAAGGCACUGGAGGAUUCAGUUUUGGGUCACAGGCAACGACUACCGUUGCAGAACAAUCCACAAUGCCCCCUCUUCCCGGAUCUGCGCCAGCAGGCACUAUUAGUCUUGGAGGAUUCUCUUCCACUCCGACGACAACAUCAGCGCCGGCAACUACUAACAAUAAUAGUUUUGGCGGAUUCUCGUCUGCUGUACCAACAACAUCGGCGCCUACGUCAGUGUUUGGAAGUGGAACGGAAUUUGGUGCUGCAGCUCCAACAACAACGACAACUGCAUCCUUUGGUGGUAGUAGCGCAAACGCCGCACCACUUCUCACGUUUGGAAAUAAUAAUCAAAAUCAAGUCCAGGCGUCUACCGCGGUGACGACGACAAGUGGGUUCAAUUUUGGUCAAUCUACGACAAUUACCACCACUACAAGCGCACCAUCCAGCUCGGCAUUUUCUUUGGGUGGGGGACAAAAUAGCAUCAAUAGCAUUACACCAUCCAAUAUAUUGGAAUCGUUGACCCCCUCAUCGUCAAAUACUACAACAAACAACAACAAUAUUUCUGGAUUUGGCAGUUCCACUUUUUCCUCAUCUGUCCCAGCCUUCGGAUUAUCUGCACCAAACCCAAUUUCACAACCAUUUGGUGGGGGAAACUCGACUACUACUACUACGUUAGCAUUUGGCUCAUCAGCAGCAACGAAUUCCAACUCGGGUUUCGGUGCCGUAGCCCCACAAGCAACAACGCCGUACCAGUUUGGGCAAACUCAAUCUCAGCCCGCAUCAGCCAAUGGAGGUUUUAACUUUGAACCAGUUGCUUCUGCAGGAGAGCAACAACCCCCUGCCUUCCAAUUUGGAGGAAUGCCUCAAGCCAGUGCAGAUCAACAACCCGCACAACAAUUCACAACGCCCAGCAUUUUCGGCUCUGCGCCGGCAGCUACCAAUAACAACGCUAGUUUGGGUGGAUUCUCGUCUGCUCCGACUUCGACAACAACCUCAGCACCUCCUGCAUUUGGAUCCACUACGCCCAUGUUUGGAAGUGGGGGAGGAUCAAUUUUUGGUUCGACAGCUUCACCUGCAUCGAUAAAUCCAUCAUCCUCCGUGUUUGGCAGUGUUAAUACGACGACUGGCGGGUUUGGAGAUGCCAAUCAAAUCCAGACUACAAGCCUUCCAACGACUGGUGGGUUCAAUUUUGGUCAAUCUGCUGCCACUAGUAGUGGACCAUCGUUUCCUUUAGGAGUGACAAAUCCUAUAGCGAACAAUAACAACACUUCUGGAUUUGGGUUUCCCUCAUCUGUCCCAGCCUUUGGAUUACCUGCAUCAAGCCCAAUUUCACAGACAUUCGGUGGUGGUGGAAACUUGACCACUCCCACUCCCGCAUUUGGCACUUCAGCAGCAACAAAUACCAGCUCAGCGGCAACCCCACAAAUAGCAACGCCGUUCCCAUUCGGGCAAGCGCAACCUCAGUCUGCAGCCAAUGGAGGUUUUAACUUUGAAUCGGCUACUGCAGGAACGCAGCAACCUCCUGUUUCCCAAUUCGGAGGAGCACCUCAAGCAGCCGGUGUGGGACUUUCUGGGGGAUUCAACUUUGCAUCACAAGCAGCAUCAACAACUCCAACGGCUCCUUCUCCUGGUGGAAAUAUGUUCAACCUUGGACAAGCAACAGCACAACCAAGACGAAGACCCGUGCAGCGACGAUAUCGUUAAAAUCGUACAAUCUCCCUUACACCAUAACGAUUGAUGACAAAUUUGAUGAAAAACAGGAUCAUGAAAAUCAGAAUAUUGGAAUGAAUAAGUACAUGCGUUGCGUCAGUACCAAUAGAAUUUACUCUGUACACCAAGCCAUACAAAAAUCAAACUAAUUUUGACUAAUUUUGUACUCUAUAAAUCUGAAUUGUCUAGAUUAUCCAAAACGAUUAUUUUAUAACAAUCUUCGUGUCCUUGAGCGUCGUUGUGAGAUGAAUGAGCUCGAUAAAUUUGAUAGUAUAAAGUUUCUGAGAAGGUGGGAGCACGAAUUAAAUAAUAAAAACAGCUACGAAUCAAGUAAUAUAUUGUACACAUUUACAUGUAUGUGUGUAACUAGAAAUAUACAUAGGUAUAUUAAUAUUAGUAUAAUACUACAUUAUUACGUCAUUGGUGUAAAAUAUUUCGCUAUGGUGGAAUGUGAAUCAUUGUGAUAUUAAUCUCGCAUAAUCGCCAAAGCUUUAUACAUACAUAUAUAUUUACUCGCAGUCGCUAAAAAAUGUAUUUCCACCAUAUGCUGAAAUAUUUUGUUCCAAGUGGACUAAGAAACGGAACCUAGUGAAUAGUGAUUAAGAGAUUUCUACUAAACAUACAUAAAUACAAACCAUAAAUUAUUUGAUUACUUAUCCUUAGCUUAAAAAAAUGCUUUAUCAUGGCUUGUUCAGUUUUUUCAAGAAUUUCCGAGUUCAAAACUUGAAUUAAAUUACUUUCAACAGUGUAAUCUGUUGUUUUGCUUUUUGUGAUGUAUGACUUAUUUACAAUCUACCCCGUGUAAACAUGUCGGUUAGAUUUGUUCUCAAUUGAUAGAAUAUAUUUGAUAAUUGUUUUGUUUAUCAUGUUUUAAAUCAAUCCCUUAAUUCCCUUUAUAAUCCAUUCUACAUAUAUUUAUAAUUGUUACUAAAAACAAUGAAUGAAAUGAAACGAAAGAACGGUGCCUUUAAUUUAUUCGCACGUGUACUUCCUCCUAUUUGUAUCUCUUAUUUGUAUUUAAGAAAAAGUCAAAGCAGUCGUGAAUUACUCUUAAUAAAAAAGUAAUUAUGGUUGCCUUUGUACAAAUUUGAAA